Molecule: messenger RNA, 4621 nt
Organism: Sarcophilus harrisii (Tasmanian devil)
Lineage: Eukaryota; Metazoa; Chordata; Mammalia; Dasyuromorphia; Dasyuridae
Gene: BRD8
Product: bromodomain containing 8
Exons: 29
Coding region: 97-4233 (1378 amino acids)
Cellular component (GO): NuA4 histone acetyltransferase complex
Molecular function (GO): protein binding
Source: RefSeq, a predicted model, not a curated record
UCGACUCAGGGACCGCACUCCAUUUCCCAGAGUCCCUCGGGACGGGGCUCGAUAAGGACCUGCCCCUUCCCUGGUCUGGGAAGAGUCGGGGCCAAGAUGGCGACAGGGACGGGCAAACACAAGCUGCUGAGUACUGGCCCCACAGAGCCAUGGUCUAUUCGGGAGAAACUAUGUCUGGCCUCCUCUGUCAUGAGGAGUGGAGAUCAAAACUGGGUGUCAGUUAGCAGAGCAAUCAAGCCCUUUGCUGAACCUGGCCGACCUCCUGACUGGUUUUCUCAGAAACAUUGUGCUUCCCAGUAUUCGGAACUUCUAGAGACCACUGAGACCCCAAAGCGGAAACGUGGUGAAAAGGGGGAAGUGGUAGAAACAGUAGAAGAUGUUAUUGUUCGGAAACUGACUGCUGAAAGAGUUGAGGAGCUGAAAAAAGUAAUUAAGGAGACACAGGAAAAAUACAGACAACUGAAGAAAGAUGCAGAACUUAUCCAAGCUGGACAUAUGGACAACCGACUCGAUGAACUAUACAAUGACAUUGCAAUGAAAAAAAAACUGGAGGAAGAAGAGGCUGAAGUGAAGAGGAAGGCCACAGAUGCUGCAUAUCAGGCUCGACAGGCAGUGAAAACACCACCUCGGAGAUUACCAAGUGUGAUGGUCCGAUCCCCUGCAGGUUCUACUUCUCCAGGAGGUGACUAUCCAUUGGGUGACUUGACUUCAUCAGCUAUUGAAGAGGCCAGUCCUGGGGUAAACCCUGGGACACUGCCGAGUACCCCAGUUACCUCGUUUCCUGGGAUUCCUGAUACCCCUCCUCCAGGCUCUGCACCCUUAGAAGCCCCCAUGACCCCAGUCACAGAUGACUCACCCCAGAAAAAGAUGCUUGGACAGAAAGCAACUCCACCCCCCUCCCCUCUGCUGUCAGAGCUCUUGAAGAAGGGCAGCCUCCUGCCUACUAGCCCCAGACUGGUCAGUGAGAGUGAGAUGACUGUGGCUUCUGGCCACCUAAACAAUGCAGGUGUUCUUCUAGAGGUAGGCGGGGUCCUUCCUAUGAUGCAUGGAGGGGAAAUGCAGUCAACACCCAGCACUGUUGCAGCCUCUCCUGCUGCGUCAGGUGCUCCUACUCUUUCCCGGCUUUUAGAAGCUGGUCCUACACAGUUCACCACACCUCUCACUUCCUUCUCUGCUGUUGCCAGUGAGUCUCCAGCUAAACUUCUACCACCCCCUGUAGAGUCUGUACCCCAGGCUACCAUUGUUAUGAUGCCUGCAUUGCCAGCGCCAUCCUCUGCUACAGCUGCCGCCACAUCAGAAAGUGUAGUUCCAGUAAGUCAGCCUGACACUCGGGUACCUAUGGAGGCGGUGAGCGAUCAGCAUACUGUGACUGUUUCCAUGGACAGCAGUGAAAUCUCCAUGAUCAUCAACUCUAUCAAAGAGGAAUGUUUCCGAUCUGGGGCAGCUGAGGCCUCUGGAGGAUCAAAAGCCCCCAGCAUUGAUGGAAAAGAAGAUUUGGACCUGGCAGAGAAGAUGGACAUUGCUGUAUCUUACACAGGAGAAGAGCUGGACUUUGAGACUGUGGGAGAUAUCAUUGCCAUCAUUGAGGACAAAGUUGAUGAUCAUCCAGAAGUCUUGGAUGUGGCUGCUGUAGAAGCUGCCCUGUCAUUCUGUGAAGAAAAUGAUGACCCCCAGUCCCUGCCUGGCCCUUGGGAGCAUUCUCUUCAACCAGAGCAAGAGAAGCCAAUCCCUGCUCCCUCAGCAGACAUGACAGUCAAGCAAGAGAGGCUUGACUUUGAGGAGUCAGAGACCAAGGCAAUCCGUGAUCUGGUAGACAUUGUGGAACCAAGUGCUGAGAUCAAAGUUGAACCAGUAGAGCCGGAGCCCAGUAUUCCCAGUCCUGAAGCAGCAGCUGGAGUUGUUAUAGCAACAAACACAGAGCCGCCUGAGCUUAGAAGUCAAGAUGUAGAAGAAGAACCUAGAGGUGGUGUUGGUGUUGCUGUUGCUGCUGCCACUGCCACCACCAGUGCUGUUGUCACCGCUGCCACCACUGUUACCACUGCUGCUGCAGUGGCUGCAGCUGCAGCAGCUGUGGCUGCGGCCACAGCUGCUGCCGCAGCAGAAAUUCCUGAAGUGGAGACCUUGAUUGGGAAAGUUGAUGAGCCUGCCCAUCCUACAGUAAAGAUAGAGGCUUCCCCUGAAAGUGUGAUAUCUUUCCCACAUGUUCAGAAUCCCAAUGAAGAUCCUUCAGAGACAGAUAAUCAGCACAAGUUUGAGUUGUCAGAUUCAAUGAAAGAAGAAUCGGGAACUAUUUUUGGAAGCCAGAUAAAGGAUGUCCCAGGUGAGGAUGAAGAUGAAGAUGGGGCCAGUGAAGCAGCUAGCUUAGAAGAACCCAAGGAAGAAGAUCAGGGAGAGGGUUAUCUGUCUGAAAUGGAUAAUGAGCCUCCUGUGAGCGAGAGUGAUGAUGGCUUUAGUAUUCAUAAUGCUACUCUUCAGUCCCACACUUUAGCAGACUCCAUCCCCAGUAGCCCUGCAUCUUCACAAUUUUCUGUUUGUAGUGAGGAUCAGGAAGCAAUUCAGGCCCAGAAAAUAUGGAAGAAAGCUAUCAUGCUGGUAUGGAGAGCUGCAGCCAAUCACAGGUAUGCCAAUGUCUUCUUGCAACCUGUCACGGAUGAUAUAGCACCUGGUUACCAUAGCAUCGUACAGAGGCCUAUGGAUUUGUCAACCAUUAAGAAGAACAUUGAGAAUGGGCUAAUAAGGACAACAGCUGAAUUCCAGCGAGACAUUAUGCUGAUGUUCCAGAAUGCUGUGAUGUACAAUAGCUCUGACCAUGAUGUCUACCACAUGGCUGUGGAGAUGCAGAGGGAUGUUUUGGAACAAAUCCAGCAAUUCCUGGCCACACAGCUGAUCAUGCAGACAUCAGAGUCUGGAAUCAGUGCCAAAAGCCUUCGAGGGAGAGAUUCUACCCGCAAACAGGAUGCUUCAGAGAAGGACAGUGUCCCCAUGGGCUCUCCUGCCUUCCUUCUCUCUCUCUUUAUGGGGCAUGACUGGGUUUGGUUGGAUUCUGAACAAGAUUAUCCUAAUGAUUCUGAGCUGAGCAACGACUACAGGUCCCUCUUCAGCUCAUGGGACUCCAGUCUGGAUCUUGAAGUGGGCAACUGGAGGGAAACAGAAGAGCCAGGAGCAGAGGAGCUAGAGGAGAGCAACUUAGGCAGAGAGUCCAGUGACCCUCUUAUGGGGGAUGGAGGCAGUGAGGAAUCCCAGGAAGAGACAGAACAAUUCAACCAUCAAAACCUCCUUCAUUUCCUCUCUGAGGUAGCCUACUUGAUGGAGCCACUGUGCAUCAGCAGCAAGGGAACAAGUGAGGGCUGCAGGUCUCAGCCUGGCUCUAGGAAGCAAGAAGGAAGGGAAACUCAAGAUGUUGAGGGAGAGACAGGGGAGCCAUGCAGGGAGAUGGAGGAGUUUCCAGCCAUGGGGAACGGCUCAGUAGCACAGAAGGAGUUGGAGGGAAAAAAUGAGAGGCCAGAGAUGGCCCCAGUUCCCUCAGAUAUAUGUGAAAUUCAGGGGCCACCCCCAGAGAGUAAAGAGGGGGGGACAAAGGAAGAACCCAAAGACGAAAAAAGUGAAGGAUGUGUCUCUGAGGUAGAGAGUAAACCGCCUUUGGGUGAGUGUGAUGAUGGCCUCAACAUUAAGGAGACUCCAUUGGUGGAUUUAAUUUUCAGCAAUGCCUCUUCCUCCAAGAUGACUGAUCCAAACCAGGGUGAUCCUGUCAAGGAACAGCUGCUAUUCAAGAAAACUCUCCUUCCAGUCUGGAAAAUGAUUGCCAGUCACAGGUUCAGCAGUCCAUUUCUGAAACCUGUGUCAGAUAGGCAAGCUCCGGGGUACAAGGAUGUGGUGAAAAGACCUAUGGACUUAACCAGUUUGAAGAGGAGCCUCUCUAAGGGACGUAUCCGCAGUAUGGCCCAGUUCCAGCGUGACUUGAUGUUGAUGUUCCAGAAUGCUGUAAUGUACAAUGACUCUGACCAUCAUAUUUACCACAUGGCUAUAGAGAUGCAAAAAGAGGUCCUAGAGCAGAUCCAGAUCUUGCAGGUUUCCUGGAGCAAUUCCCCAAGCCACAAGUCAACAGCCAUUGGGAGGAGAAACUGCAGCCAAACUUCUAAACAAGAAGCUAUAGCCAUUGAAUAUUUUCAGGCAGCUGCUUUUGCUCAUAUAAAUUUGACAUCAUUCCAUCUUUGCCCAUUCCCAAGGUGCUAAGUAUUUGUUUGGUUAGACAAGAAGAAACUUGAGUGAUGUGGACUGAUUAACCAGGGAAUCACAGAGAGCCUUCGGGCUUCCAGCCGGAUGGCUCCCCAAGCCUGACCUUGACUUCUGACCUCAGCUCUGACCGAGCCGAGGCUGUUCUGGAGUCAGGGACUUUAUGCUUGGCCCUGACCUGGAUCGUAUCUCAGAGGUUGUUCGAGUUGAGUUAUCCUUUGUUUGUAAGAUUGAGAGGCCUUAAGUCACCCAAGAGAAGCCCGGGAUGUUUUUAGUCAGGGACCCCGGAGGAGCGGGCAGGUUUGCGGCUUGUGCCUCAGCCCACAGACUUCCUGCUUCCACCUGGCUUCUUGUGUGACCGACCUUAGAAUAAACGUUGUUUAACAAA